CAGAAUUUACCCGUCGGCAUCAUGGUGGUGAUUAACGUCAAGUUGAGCGAGACGGAAGGGUUCCUCUUCGAGACGACAUGCAACACACCGAACGACACGGUCAUUCGAGAGCUUGUGCACGUACACAACGCCCGUGUCCGCCUCGCGAACCUCGUGACUCACACGCAAAGCUUGUUCCAACACGGUGUGGCGAAGCAUCCUCAAGAGCAUGGGCUUGACUCGUAUGCGUCGACCCCUGUCCACAAGGCUGAGUUCUAUGAAGAAGACCCGCUUGGCCAGCGCACCGGGAAUGGCGUGUGUCCGGCGCUCCGUGAGACGUUGACGCGAAUGGUUGCCGACGUGAACCAAUACUUGAAGUCGAACGCCCGUGUAGCCAUCUCGCAAAACGUGCUGCAAGAGAAGCUGGACAACUUCCGCGGGCUCGUCAUGAUGGGAUUUCCCAUGGGACUUCCUGAAUACGACGUCGUACAGCUUCUCUUGGACGGAAAGGACGAAGAUGCUCUCGGCGGGACCCAGAGCGGUAUGGACAUCUUGAGCGCCGACACUGCCGAGCUGUGGUGGGCCGGCAAGCAAUUCUUCCGCGACGAGACAGUCGGCGACCGUGUUGGGAAGAACGAAAAGACCAAAGUGAUCGCCAAGCUUACCAAGAAAGCAAACGGGGCGCCCCAGCGCGAGCCAGCUGUGUCGGAAGAGGAGCGGAAGGCCAUGAUGGCACACUACUUUAAGAAGCAGGAAGAACUCAAGAAACUUGCAGACGAAGACGACGACGCAUACUUGCACUCGUCGUGGGCGAACCCAUCCCAGCUCAAGAAUAGUCUGCGCGGGACAACCAACAUCCGUCCGUUCUAAUGGCCAUGACGCGCACGCAGCUCCGCGCGCUUGAGAGACCGAGGAUGGUCCUGUCGCCGGGAGAGCGAGUUGAAACGUAUUGUGAAUCGAGUUGAGGCUUGCGAUCUACUUUGUUUGCCAGCCAGCGUCCGAUCGAACCGGGGCCGGCUAAUGGCCAGUUUCAUGUGAAUUGACCUGCGUAAAGACCAGCCGAGAGCUCCAGGAUCGAAGAUCGGAGUGCCGAGAGGUUGGAUGUUGAAUCCAUUACAGCGUUUCUGUCGGGACUGUCACGACGGUGCAGGCCCUUGAACACUGCAUCUCCUUCGCACAAUUGCUUCAUGGUUGACCGUUUUGAGCUCGUCGACGCUGUUCCACGACAGCGCUCGCUUGCGAGCGUUGCGAGGUGACGGAUCCAAGUUAUUGACGGUGGGCAUCGUGGAGGCGGAUGACGUGCCCUUGACGGGGACGUCGCCGAUGCGGUCGAGCGCGUCCAGUGUCGACGGUGUCGCGAGGACGCUGACGGACCGAUGGUGCCGUGUUGCUGUGAUGUCGCGCUUUCCGAUUCGAAUUGGCGCGUUCUCUUCGCAUCCAGCCAUGAGUGGGGGCUGCUGCAUGAGCCCGACAUGGGUGCUACCGCGGCGAAAGGAUGCCCUCGACGUCAGGACGCCGCAAGUCGGGUUGCGACGAAAUUUUCGGCACGGAGGAGCCUGACCGUCGGCGCUCCCUUCGUUUCCAGCCAAAAAGGUGCUCGAUGCGGCGGCACCGGCAGGCACGUUUAGCUCAAGCAACGAUCCAAGUGGAGGAGUGCCUCCCGUGUCGGCAGCACCGCUGUCAUCACCUUCGUGACGAUGUGCAUGCAUGUUGUGAGUGCCUACAAACUGCAAUGGUUUCUCGGCUGUAGUCGGUAUAGCAUCCAGCGCCGCAAGGGCUCGUUGUGUCUGGGGGGCGAGCUCGGGGGACUGAGUCGCGGUACCUGCGUCCAUCGAAGCCGCCGGUUGCGGCAGUGCGGAGGGGCGGUUUGUGCCAGCUUCGAUCGAGAGCGCUACCU
Molecule: messenger RNA, 1876 nt
Organism: Aphanomyces invadans
Lineage: Eukaryota; Oomycota; Saprolegniomycetes; Saprolegniales; Verrucalvaceae
Exons: 2
Coding region: 22-849 (275 amino acids)
Biological process (GO): regulation of cilium movement
Source: RefSeq, a predicted model, not a curated record